This is a messenger RNA of Rotaria sordida, 757 nucleotides long. Lineage: Eukaryota; Metazoa; Rotifera; Eurotatoria; Philodinida; Philodinidae. The record is from the annotation of a GenBank genome assembly.
AACACCUUCUCUUCAUUUAGUUACAAUUGUUAUUUUAACACUUCGUCAAGCAUUAGAGUCAUAUUCAUCGUUGAUUGAAUAUAAUAAAAAUUAUGAAAUUGAUCAAUCAAGUGAAGAUUUAAGUGAAAAUGAAGAUGAAUAUGUUGAAGAAGAAGAAGGAAUGCAUUUUUUUCGAUUACGUAUUCAUCAUUUACUUCAUUCUAUGUUUAAAUUAGAACCUAUUCAUUUAGCAGCUACACUUUUACAUCCUCGAUAUAGAUUGUUAAAGAAAUGUUCCUUAUAUGAAGUGCGAGAAUGUCAUUUAUAUAUUCGACAACGUAUGGCACAAAUUAAAUCGAUGAAAACAAACAAAUCAACAUCUGAUAUUUCAGAAAAACAUUCCUCAACAGUUAAUAAUGAAACAUUAAAUGAACCAGUAGAGAAAAAACCAAAACGAUUUGGAGAAGAUUUUGAAACUGGAAACGUUAGUGAUGAAUUUGAUAAUGAGUAUGACGAUGAGUUACACAAAUAUUUGGAACAACGUAUUGAUACAGAAUCAAUUGAUGAUAAUCCAUUAUCAUUUUGGUAUCAAAAUCGAUUGACCUAUCCUAUUUUGUCUCAGUUAGCACGUUCAAUUUAUUCCAUUCCAGCUAGUACCGCUAAUGUGGAACGUACAUUUAGUGGAAGUGGAAUGAUGAUUAACUCAAGACGUACUAGAUUAAAUCCUGAACAAAUCAACAACGCCAUGUUUUUACGUUCAGUAAAACAAAAUGAGUAA